CGCAACUUGCCAUUCGACAGCAGGUGAUUCGGAAACAAUGCAGUUUCGUUUUCUCGCUUAAUCAUUUCUCGAGGACAUAAGUCGGCGACAUCCAUAUGUCCGAGGAAUUCGUGUCUGUCUGCGUGCGAUGGAAUCGAGAGCCUAGCGACUGUAUUUGCGGGUGUAUAAGAAAUGAAGAAAUGGUCUGCUGAGCUUACAAGGGCGAGCUCAGUUAGCUCAUAUGCCGUAAACGCGCGCGGUAGCUACCGCACGCGUACAGUGUACUAGAAUAGGGGUAGUACACUGUACGCACGCGUCUCGUCGCCCGUAGAUGAGUUGAGAGAUGAGUUGAGAUGGGUGUUCUGUGGUGACGCAUCGCGGAAGUUGCGUCGUGCUCGAGGAUGUUCAGCCUGUGAGACACGUACGCGGUGAUAGGCGAUAACAAAUUCCGGAGCGCAUGCAGCGAGUAAUUUGUUGUGCACCGUUAACUCGCUCCGCGCUCUGUUAAAUUUGUGCUCUUAAAGUAUGCCCGACCACUUUGCUGUGGAGCUCUGCAAACUUGUGCAGCGCUAUCCAGAAAUAUAUGACAUAGGUCACGAAAGAUUUCACAGCGAUGAGGCUAAGAAGAACGCUUGGAAGACGAUCGCGAGAGAUCUUGGACUGCAGCAACCGUCCAAAUGCGAAAUCAAAUGGAAGUUCAUAAAACAUCAGUUCGUCAAGGCAAGGAAAGAGAACAACACGGCUUGGGAAUUGUGGCCCUUCCUCGGGUUUCUUCAGACAGCAGCUGAAAGGAGUUCACCAGGCAAGAGCAGCCAGAAAGGGGCAAUAAAGAGAAGUGCAACCAAGACUGCUGGCUCGAAUUGGACUUCUUUGCUGCGAACUGAUAAACUCAUUGUUAUGAAUGAAGGUGCCCUAGAAUGUGCCACAGCUGGAAAGCCAUUACAUCCUCUGACUCUGACUAUCUUCCAUGAGCCACCAGCGCCCAAGACCACACCUGUGCUGCCCACAGGAAGUGCAAAGGAGCCAGAUGUUUUGCUUAUUAUACCUCCCAGUAUAAAAAGACGUCUGUUAAAGAACAAAGAGAGUCCAAGGCAAGCACAUGCAACAUCGCUACCACACACCACGCAGCAGCCCACAAUUAGCCGCACACCUCCUGGAAAACGAAGGUUGGAACUUGGUGAAGCAAUUCAAGAACAGCUGGCAGGAAGCUCAAAAGCUGAGGCACCAUCUCCAAAGCAUCCAAGAACUCAGAGAAGCAGCUUUGGUGCAGAUGACAAGGGUCCCAGUGGCAUGAACUGUGCUAGCACAUUGCACCUUAAGUUCUUUGAACAAGUGCAAGAGAGGUUUAUGAGACUCAAGCCAGAAGUAGUGUGGACUAUGAAGGCUACCAUUCUCAGUAUGCUUGACAAUGCUGCUAAGUCUUGAAAACAAACAGCAAGAACUACAUAUCACAUUUUUUGGUAAGACUCGAUGGUCCCAGACUUCCAUGGUGAAAAAAAAAGAAGAGUAUUAGUAAAAGCUGCCAUUAGCGACGUUACCCAACAAAAUUGUGUUUUCAAAAAGAAAAAAAAAUAAUAAUUACCACAUGCUUGAGUUGCAAGAACAAUGGAAUGCCACAUCAUUAAAGAAGCGGCAUGAACAAUUUCAGUGAGCACCUUGAAAAUGCAAGUGCACAAAAAUGAAUGAUGCAGUAGCAUUAGUCGAGCACAAUAAUAGCUUAGGAAGGCAGUAAUUGUGCUUUGAAAAGUCCCAUGUUUCUGCCAACAUACAGUCAUUCACAAACUAACUGAAGAGCAUGGGCUGCAAGCUUGGAAUCUGUUCCAUAAUUGUGGACAACUGUGCUGUAAAAAAUGUGUGUUAUGUAGGAAUCCUAAAUUGUACAGUAGGGUUAGCGACAAAAGUGGCUGCUGCAUUCCACAGUGAGCUUGGCUACAAAUGCAUACAUGGCUACAGGUGCAUAUUAAAGAAGCUCAGGCGGUCAAAGUUAAUGUGGAGCUCUCCGCUAUGGCAUUUCUGUGGUAUGUUGAACCCCAUUUGUAAGGCAGAAAUAUGUUGCAUCGAUUAUGCUACUAACUCAGUCGACCCUUCUGGAACCUUCGACCCAGGAAUCGUUAAAAUAUAAUGGAACUGUUUUUACAUUUUGUAUCAUACCUACUGCAACCUGAUAACCUCCAGCAUAUGGUGACUAAUGGCAUGCCACUGUGCCAGGUAUACAGGUCUCUCAUCAGUUGAAGGGCCCCUCACCAGGUUUGGGCAUUGUAAAGAAACUAGUGUGUUGCGUAGAUUACAUGCUGACAAUCAUGCCUACAAGGUAUUGCACGGACAUAUGCCAUGAGAACAGCUGCAAAUUCAAACAACAGCCUGUGCACCCUCGCUUUUGAGCUAGUCUCGCUGUCUGGCAGAACACUGUCACACCAAAUGUCUACAUCAUUCAACACAGAAUGCGCAAAGCUGCUACCAGAGGUGCGCCGCACAGCAAAAAAUGAGAAAAAAUAAUUCGCCAGAACCCACCUCAUAAUGACUGUUGACGGUAAUGCAUUUAGCAUUGAAUCAAUCUAGCCAACCAACGUAUUGCCAUUGUCGAAACGAGUUAUGUACGAGGUGAGACUGCAGUGGGAUUCCCCUUUUGCACUUGGCACCGUCUAGCGCUGCUGCUGAGAAACGUUUCUUUUUGGACAUGCUGCGCCACCUAGUGGCUUUGCUGAGAAGUCUGCUCGUGGCCUCCGAGACGUGAAGCGUGGCGCGCCAGUGCCUGCAAAAACUGAGAAUUGUUCCCUCGCUUGCCGCACACUCAGUGAUCCAAGUCGGCAAGAUGUUCAUCGAAGAGCGGCACAUACCCAGUGCGUUCAUGGCACAGCUUGCUAAAGCUUUCGCGUGAGAGAUGUUCAUUGAAAAGUGGCACAUACCCGGUGAAGUGAGUUUUGAUGAGCACACUUGCUGGAAAGUGCAUUCUACGAGUGUCACUAAACCUUUCCAUGUGAUUGCCUGCGAACAACAUUAACAGCGAAGUGCCCUCGCCCAAAGCGACACUAAAUUUGCCUGUUUUACAGGGGUAUCAGCUAGAAUUUGCAGAAAAAUAAGUAGAAACAAGUUGGCUAUGCUCUUUCUGAACACAUGAGAGGGAUGUAAACACGAAAUAUUUGAAAUCCUGAAACUGGUUAAUCGUGAGCAGUGUUACUUUUUCAUACUGAAAAUAAAGCCGUGAAAGCCCACACAUACUCUUUUAUUAUUUGGAAAAACCCACCUUGUCCCAAAAUGUCGGCUGCUUCCAACUUUAAAAAUAAUGAACAAAAACUCAUCUACAGGUUCAUUCUUGGUGUAGCUUUUAUUAAACUAAGGUGCUUGAAGUUUUGAGUAGCAUUUCUGCAGAAGACACCGACUUUGGAUUUAUUGUGGAUAAAACUGGUGGUGGGGGGUAACAGAGCCCGAAAAUGUGGUAUUAAACUAAACUUCAUGCAAAUUAAAAUUUGUGCAGAGAUCUGCCAGCGGCUUAGCAGGAAGAGGGAUGUACACCUGAUGCUCCUAUUUAUGAAGCACUCCGUAUUUGUGUUUGCAUACUUCGUUUCUCACACCCUUUCUUUCAUCCCUGUUGAAGCCUUAGAGAUUAAAAAGCUGGGUGAAUCUUGUGUCAGCAUGCCGUCAGUCAUGCUCUCAGAGAAAGACAUCAGAUUCCUUACAGGAAUCAUUUUUCAAGCGUAGUAGCUAGGCUUGACCAUGUGAUGCUCUUUCGUCUCUCUUAUAUUUUCCUAUCUUCUGUUUAUUCAUGUUCAGCCAGUACUUAUUCUGCGCAUUCAGUGAAUAAACCUUCAGUUGUUAGUGUGCCCUGCGUUCUUUGUCUAGUCCCUUGUGUUCUCUGGCGCUGUUUUACUACGGAUAUGAACCAACUAGCCCAAAAAUACGUCUUGUUCAGUUGUGUGGUUUUGGGCUUGGUUAUUCCCAGCUACAGCAGCUGUAUUUCAAUUAGGAAGAAUGCAAAAGCAUCUAUGCACAAGACUCGCAUGCAUAUUUAAAAACCCUACGUGGCAAGGUUACUAGAUAGCACCAUUGUGGAGUCUCCCAUAGCCCCAUCAUAGCUUUGCAUUGCUGAGUGUCUAUAUAAAAUAUGUUUGGUUGGUACACUGCAUAUGUCUAAAAUAUCAAAUAUCUAUGCUUACCUUGUGCAUACCUUCACGAAGUUUUUUUUACCCCUUGUAUGGCCACCAUUAUGAACAGCUGGACAUUCUAGAAUGACAGGCAUGAUAGCAUGCUGGGCAGUGGUCAACUUAAAAUAAUGCCUUUGGCGGAUCUCAACGUGUAGAACUGAAGACAAGAUAGUGGC
This is a messenger RNA of Dermacentor silvarum, 4297 nucleotides long. RefSeq lists its product as uncharacterized. The transcript has 9 exons. The record is from RefSeq and is a predicted model, not a curated record. NCBI's taxonomy places the organism in Eukaryota, Metazoa, Arthropoda, Arachnida, Ixodida, Ixodidae. Gene Ontology annotation, cellular component: nucleus; transcription regulator complex. Bases 505 to 1404 code for a protein of 299 amino acids. Gene Ontology annotation, biological process: regulation of transcription by RNA polymerase II.